Messenger RNA from Pseudozyma flocculosa PF-1, 1002 nucleotides. RefSeq lists its product as uncharacterized. NCBI's taxonomy places the organism in Eukaryota, Fungi, Basidiomycota, Ustilaginomycetes, Ustilaginales, Ustilaginaceae. Bases 1 to 1002 code for a protein of 333 amino acids. The record is from RefSeq and is a predicted model, not a curated record. Gene Ontology annotation, cellular component: mitochondrion; membrane. The transcript has 3 exons. Gene Ontology annotation, biological process: mitochondrion organization.
AUGAACCGCGGCGGAGGUCCCCAGAACAUUUUCCGGACGCUCGAGCGGCUGCGUCAGCAGGCCCAGAACGCUUCCAGCCAGUUCCAGCAGCAGGCAAAGGCUGGCGGUGGCGGCGGCGGCGGCGGCUCCUCAUCGGGAGGUGGCGGUGGCGGACCGCCCAACCUCGGCAGCAUCCUCGGCGGCUCGGCGGGCAUCGUCGCCCUGGUCGCGUUGGGCCUCGGCGUCAACUCGUCGCUCUUCAAUGUCGACGGUGGUCAUCGCGCCAUCAAGUACUCGCGCAUCCACGGUGUCAAGAGCACCAUCUACAACGAAGGAACCCACUUUAUGCUCCCUUGGUUCGAGACGCCCAUCGACUACGAUGUCAGGGCCAAGCCGAGGAGCAUCGCUUCCCUCACCGGCACCAAGGACCUGCAGAUGGUCUCGCUCACCUGCCGUGUGCUCUCAAGACCCGAUGUCAACUCGCUGCCCGUCAUCUACCGCGAGCUGGGCACCGACUACGACGAGCGCGUGCUGCCGUCGAUUGUCAACGAGGUGCUCAAGUCGGUGGUGGCGCAGUUCAACGCAUCGCAGCUCAUCACGCAGCGAGAGAUGGUCUCGCGGCUGGUGCGCGACAACCUGACGCAGCGCGCGCGCCGCUUCAACCUGGUCCUCGACGACGUGUCCAUCACCCACGUUUCCUUCUCGCCCGAGUUCACCCACGCCGUCGAGGCCAAGCAGAUCGCGCAGCAGGCGGCGCUGCGGGCCGCCUUCCUCGUCGACCAGGCGAUCCAGGAAAAGGCCAGCAUCAUUGUCAAGGCUCAGGGAGAGGCCAAGAGCGCAGAGCUCAUCGGAGAGGCCAUCAAGAAGAACAAGGGCUUCCUCAAGCUCCGAAAGCUCGAGGCCGCACGCGACAUUGCCACCAUCCUCAGCAACAGCGGCAACAAGAUCAUGCUCGACGCCCAGAGCCUGCUCCUCAAUGUCGCCGACGAGGAUCCGGAUGCGCUGCAGAACCGCAAGCAAUAA